Molecule: messenger RNA, 2042 nt
Organism: Vespa velutina
Lineage: Eukaryota; Metazoa; Arthropoda; Insecta; Hymenoptera; Vespidae
Product: venom acid phosphatase Acph-1-like
Exons: 8
Coding region: 781-1998 (405 amino acids)
Biological process (GO): dephosphorylation
Molecular function (GO): phosphatase activity
Source: RefSeq, a predicted model, not a curated record
UUUAUUUUUCAAGUAUUUUAUUUCCAUACCGAUUAUAAAUAAACGUAGAAUUAUUAGGUAAUCGCGAUCGUACUAUCGUAAUUUUGAAAUUGAAAUAAUUUAGUAUACCCGCACAUUUUCGACGUAGCAUUGUCCUACAAUUUGCAAUGAUAAUUGUUCGGUAACUUGAUUAAUUCUAUGUCGCUCGCGAUAAGUCUUAAAUAAAUCUACGAGAGUUCUCAUUAAUACCCGCAGGAGAAGUCCCGGAUGAUUUUGAACUAACCACUUGAACGAAUCGUUUCUAAUCAAUGAGUUGUAUAUUAUAACGCGUAUUAUUAAUUUUUGUAUUUCAAUAGAUUGAAAAUUCACUAAUGUUGUGAAAAAAAGAAAUGAAUACAUUUUGAUAUAUUAUACAAGAAAACAGAACGUGAGACGAGAACGUAAUUUAUAAUAGAUAAUAAAUGGCAGUACUUUAUCGUAAAGCACAGGAUAUUAUUUUUAUUCGAAGGGAUUAUAUAGACGUUAUACAUUUUAAAGUUCGUACUUCAUUAAUUCUAACAACUGCUGGCAGUUGCCUUAAAGCGGUACGAGCUUCUUUGAAAAAAGUUAUAUUAGAAAAAACUUCGAUGAUUUCACCUCUGUUUAAUGUCAAAACUCAAAGAAGAAAGCUGAUACUUGUGAGCAGUUUUAAUCCUAGAUAAAAUAAAUAAUCGUUUACUUGGAAAUGUUCGCAGAUAUUAAGUUGUUUUUUUUGCUUUUUAAAAUAACAGCUAUAAAAAAAUUGAUCAUUAAUUUAACAAAAUGAUCUCAAGUCAAUAUUUUUGUAGAUACUCGAUCGUUUUACUUAUUUGUGUAAUUCUGGUACUUGCGUAUGCACAGGAAGAACAAAAUUUGGAGUUAAAAUUAUUGAACGUGGUAUUUAGGCACGGAGAUCGAACGCCUGAUGACAAUAAACUGGAAAGAUAUCCAAAUGAUCCCUAUUUAAAUUAUGACUUCUAUCCGAUGGGCAGAGGACAGUUAACAAAUAAUGGUAUAGUACGAGAAUUUAAAUUAGGAGAAUUUCUUAGAAAAAGAUAUGAUAACUAUCUUGGUAAGAUAUACAUACCAAGUAUAGUCAAAGCUCGUAGUUCGAAUUACAAUAGAACGAAAGCAUCCUUACAACUCGUUCUCGCAGGACUCUUUCCACCUAAAGGUAUUCAAAUAUGGAAUCCUCAACUGGAAUGGCAACCGAUUCCUUUGGAGUACGUUCCAAAAGUCAAUGAUAAUCUUUUUCUUAGUGAUGAGUGUCCUCGAUAUUUGCAAGAAUAUGACAGAGUUUUAGAAUUACCCGAAUAUAAAAAAGAAUUUGCUAAAUUUGAAGACUUAGCUAUAGAACUUACAAAAUCAACUGGAAAAAAUAUUACUACUACUUUAAAUAUGGCCAAUCUGUAUCAUAGUCUAAUGGCAGUAUAUUCUAUGAAUCUUCCUUUACCUGCAUGGACAAAAUCGGUAUUUCCAUAUGGUAGACUUUAUAAUGCCACUCUUUUUGCUUAUAAAACAAGCAAUUAUAAUAAAUUAUUAAGAAAAAUUUAUGGAGGAGCCAUACUUAAAAAAUUUGUAGAGAACAUGAUGGAAUAUGUGAAUGGUACUUUGAAAACGGAGAGGAAUUUGUUUCUAUAUAGUGGUCAUGAAACAAAUAUUGCUAGUUUAUUAUAUACUUUGAAUGCUUAUACACCACAUGUUCCUGCAUAUUCUAGUAGUAUUAUUAUGGAACUUUUGUACAAGGAAGGCAUAUAUUAUGUCAAAGUAUUGCAUUAUUUGGGAAUUCCGCCAGAACUUGAAGUAGUUCAACUUCCAGGUUGUGAGAUCAUAUGUCCAUUAAAUAAAUUUUUACAAUUAAUAAUUAAUGAUAUACCUUCAGACGAAGAUAUGGUUUGUGACAAAACAACAACUGCAGAUUAUGCGGAUCAAAAAUAUAAUUCUAAUAAGAGUACAAAUUUAUACAAUAUCAUAGAGAAUUAUAUAAAUAACAAAAUAUAAUGAUUCUAUAUUAUUUAAACAAAUCUAACAAUAUAUAUACAGUA